Olea europaea var. sylvestris is the source of this 925-nucleotide messenger RNA. RefSeq lists its product as uncharacterized. The record is from RefSeq and is a predicted model, not a curated record. Bases 66 to 629 code for a protein of 187 amino acids. NCBI's taxonomy places the organism in Eukaryota, Viridiplantae, Streptophyta, Magnoliopsida, Lamiales, Oleaceae. The transcript is spliced from 4 exons.
UUUAUGAAAUUCAGAUUUCCUUCCGUCUCGGAAAAUUUGUAUUCUGUUUGGUAAAUUCCAUAGCCAUGGCCAAGAAAGUGCCGUCUAUUGCACUUCACAAGAAGAAGCCCAUAAAAAAUAAUAACAAAAGGAAGAAAGUACGGCCAAUAUUCAAGAAAAUCUGGGAUUAUUUCAAGUCAGAUUCCUACAUGUUUGCUCCUUUGCUUUCUCCCACACCCUCAUUCAAUGUGGAGGGAUAUGAUUAUGAACCAAUUAAGGAAAAUAAGAAGAAGAGUAAGAAGAAAUUCGUUUGGGAAUUUGUGGAUUAUAUGAAAUCAGAUUGCUACUUGUAUGCUCCGCUGGUCAGGCGUCAGCCAUGGUUAUAUUCUUCUAAUGAUACUGCCAUCCCACCACCUAAAGAGUCAGUGUGUCACAUAAGGGCAGAUACAGGCAAACAUGGAGAUCAAACGAAGAACGGAACUGAGGAAACAACAGGGCCAGGUGGAAAUGCGGUAAAUGUCCCUCAAGAAAAUCUGCAUGAUGAUGGAAUAUCUUCUUCCAAAAGCACCAUUAUUAAACAUGUCCUGGUUCAGGGAGAAAAAGUAAAGCACAGGGUCCAACGAAAGUAUUGCUUUGUGCCAGUAAUAUAGGAGAAAUGCAUGCUGGAAAGGAGUCAAGAAGGAUCGUUGUGGAGUAAACGUCUAGCGAAUACAAGGAAAUGAUCCCAUGGUGCCUCUUGAGAGUCUGAGUUAGGAGGCAGUUGUAUGCAUUAUCAGUCUAUUUUUCUGUUUCUUUUUUUCUUUUUAGUAAAACUAUUAGGCUACUUAAAUGUGUUCUUCCUUCAUUUGGUUAGAUGGUGGUGCUAUAGUCUCUGCUUCCCAAAUUUCUGUAUAAACUAUGAAGUCUUAGCUCAUAUAAUUUUCCUGGUAAUAAUUCAUUUCAAUUA